This is a messenger RNA of Drosophila rhopaloa, 348 nucleotides long. RefSeq lists its product as uncharacterized. The record is from RefSeq and is a predicted model, not a curated record. The transcript is spliced from 2 exons. Bases 68 to 262 code for a protein of 64 amino acids. NCBI's taxonomy places the organism in Eukaryota, Metazoa, Arthropoda, Insecta, Diptera, Drosophilidae.
AGGCAGUCUGAGCUGUACCAGAGCAUCAGAAGCAACCGAGCCAUCUGUACAACAAGCCAGCUUAAUCAUGAAGUUCCUACUCCUGUGCACUCUCAUCCUGGGCCUCGCCUUUUUCAUGGCUUCUGCUCUGCCCCACACCAACGACAACGAGGCCCCGAUGAAUGAGCAUGACCAUCACCAUCACCAAGUGGUUCGCAGCAUCCACUACGCCGACGAUGAGAAGGCUCCGCCCAAGCACGAUGAUGUUGCCUGCUGCGGCUAGACUACUAGCUAAUAAAGACGAGACGGCAAUUUCAGCCUUCUUAAAACGUCUUCAAGUUUAAAUAAAGAGCAAUAUUGAAAAAUGUA